AUGAACGAUGACGAGGCGGAGGACGAAGAGGAAGAUGAGAUAGAGGAAGAGGGCAACGCCUGCGCGGCGGUGCUAACGACGAGGUGUCAAAGCGCCACAGUCCCAGAGGCUUCCCAAGGACCCCUCGACGCCCCCGUCCAAACCCCAACCAAGCAUGUCUCCUUCAUUUCCUCGACGAAGGAAAGAACUAAACAGCAGGUACCAAACGACUCCUUCCAGUAUGCGGACCAAAUAGCAAGUGAAGCAGACCCUGAGGCUGAAUUAAAGGGACUAGACGCGCCCCAGACCGAGUCACAUGAUUCCAAUGCCGGUUCAGAGAGCGACAUUCACACCCGGUCCGCCACGCCCCUGGGUGACGGCGAGAAGCCCCACGGACCUCACGCAGAGGCACACCAAACCCGGUACUUCGUCACCACACCCUACAGGGCCCCCAGCAGCCUCUCACCGCGGCACUUUGGAUCAGGCCACUCACACAGGCAUGGCAGUGGUGCAGUCAGCCCCACACCACGCAUCGGCAGGCCUUCAUCGCAAACCAUCAGGCCCAGCUACAACGUCUUCAGCCACGACAUCAACGUAUCCCCAAGAAAUUCUGGCAGAUACAAUACGCAACGAAGCAAGUUAAGUUAUCCCGUAAUCCGACAUGAAAAACCAGACCACAUUCGCUUCCAUUCGGAUAAGUCCUACACACCACAGAUAAUACCGGCUAAAUUGGAGUUUGCGGCCUACGCGAACUCAACUCGCUCUCACAAAUCGAGCAACACGUACGGCACGGUAAGAAACCAAAAGACGCAUCCCAUAAAAUCCAUCUUCAGUUUCGUCCUCCCCGGCACCCCCCACUCCCCAAAGGCAAGACCAGCUACAUCAUACACCGCCAACAUGACCUCACAGUCUCCUCACCCAGCACUCCAGUCUUCUCAUCACCGUCUCCUCGCCCCACACCCUCCCCUUACAAGCUGCAAGAGUCGCCCCCUAAAAUUCUCAUCUACUCCCCAUCCUCCCUUAAAAUCGCCCCCCACCCACUCCCUCCAGUAAACUUCAAGCUCCCCCUCCACUUAUCUAUCUGCCUAAACACAAUCCACUGCCACUUGAAAAGCCACAUAUUUCUCCACCUCCAUCACAUCCA
Scylla paramamosain (green mud crab) is the source of this 1123-nucleotide messenger RNA. RefSeq lists its product as uncharacterized. The coding region runs from base 1 to 1032 and encodes 343 amino acids. The record is from RefSeq and is a predicted model, not a curated record. The transcript is spliced from 4 exons. Lineage: Eukaryota; Metazoa; Arthropoda; Malacostraca; Decapoda; Portunidae.